Messenger RNA from Acaulospora morrowiae, 280 nucleotides. Lineage: Eukaryota; Fungi; Glomeromycota; Glomeromycetes; Diversisporales; Acaulosporaceae. The record is from the annotation of a GenBank genome assembly.
ACACCAUCCUUUGUCAAUGUUAUUACAAUAAAUACAUCCCAUCGCUUCUGCAACGACUUACAUUCACUCAUGACGCGGAAGAUAAGAAACUGUCACCAAAAAUUGAUAUACGAGAUCGAGAUUCCUCGGAAAUCACUUCCGGUCACAUUUUCCAAGUCGAUGUUCCUCUGUUAUGUGUUGAUAAGAAUUAUAGAUUCCUUUACUCUUACCUGAUUCGUCAUCACAAAGCAGUUCCGCUAGGACUCUACAGGCACGUGAUUCACAAGAAAGAGGGGAUGAG